GCGGUGUUGCCGCAAUUGCUCUGUCCUUGUGACUGAUAUCUUUAUAUUUACGCUCAUUCCCCACUUCAUAGACCGGCGCGGAAUAAUGAUCAUUAUGGUUCAUGAGAAAACUAUAAGAACUGCCAAGAUGUCGCCAAAGUCUGCCACAGACCAGCCUGACUACUCUCUCUGUGAUUAUGCCUUCGUCGCAGCGAUCCCUCGAAUCGGGUUCUCUCAAGGGUGCUGUCCAGGAGAAGAGGGAGCCUUUAGAUCCUGAUCUCGAGUUUGGAGGUCGUGAAGCUAGGCGGAAGCUCGAGAGGCGAUUGCUUUGGAUGCUAGAUCUACGCAUGUCGAUCCUAGUCUUCAUUUACAUUCUAAACUAUAUUGAUCGUAAUAAUGCUGGUGCCGCACGACUGCGUGGAUUUGAAGCAGACCUCGGUCUUAAGAAGCAAGAGUUUGCUACGCUAUUGUCGAUCUUAUAUGUCGGGUAUAUCCUGAUGCAGAUACCUUCCAAUAUGUUCUUGAACUAUAUCGGAAAACCCUCUUUAUAUCUCCCUGCAUGUAUGAUCAUAUGGGGAACUAUAUCUACUCUCACUGGUAUCACAGAAAACUUUGUCGGCGCGCUUCUCACUCGGUUCUUCCUCGGUUUCAUGGAAGCGGCGUUCUUCCCAGGCGCGCUCUUCCUUAUCAGCAAAUGGUACAAGCGGAGUGAACUCGGCCUGCGAACUGCCAUUCUCUACUGCGGGAACAUUAUCUCUAACGCCUUCGGUGCACUCAUCGCUUCAGGUAUUCUCGACGGCAUGCAAGGCAAACUCGGCCAUUCCGCCUGGAGAUGGCUCUUCUAUAUCGAGGGUGCUCUAACGAUCUUCGUGGCUAUCGUGGCUAUCUUUGUGCUUCCGGACUUUCCUACGACGACUCGUGGUCGAUGGCUUAGUGAUGAAGAGCGACAUCUGGCGAUGAGACGUAUGGAGGAAGAUGCCGGUGUUGGUGAUGAGACCGAGACGGAAGUCGGUGGUCACGCCGCGGGUCUGAUUAUGGCCAUCAAGGAUUGGAAGGUCUGGUGGUUUUCAUUAGCUAUGACAAGUCAAGUCGUUGCGUUGAGCUUCAAUGCCUAUUUUCCUACCUUGAGCGCAACCAUGGGGUUCAACACGACAGUGACACUAUUGCUUUGCGCUCCGCCGUUCGUUUUUACUGCUAUCCUAGCUUUCUUAGUCUCUCGUCACUCUGACAAAACUGGCGAGCGAUUCUAUCAUAUCACGAUAUCAUAUGCGGUAGGCAUUGUCGGCUUCAUUAUUGCGAUCUGCACAAUGAACACCGCGGCGAGAUACGUGUCUUUGUUUUUGAUGGCUCAGUCCUAUGCUGGCUUUGUAGUGAUGUAUGCCUGGAUCAGCAACACAUUUCCUCGGCCACCAUCCAAACGUGCCGUCGCACUCGCACUCGUUAAUGCCUUCUCGCAAUUGGGUAACGUUGCUGGCUCACUGUCUGUUGCAGAUAUGUCUGGCCCACACCAUGGGGACCCACUUACCGCAACUCGUAUGCCAUUUGUAUAGCCACUUCUGGAUGUGCGAUCGUCAUGUGCUACGUUCUGAAGUUACACCUCCAUGCUGUGAACAGGAGAUUGGACAAGGAGGAGCAGGAACGGGGCAUGACGGAGAAGGGUUUCAGAUACUUGACAUGAAGACGCGAAGUACGUGUAUGUAAAUGUAUGAUUAAGUCGUGCUUUGUAUCAUGUCUUACACUUCCACGCAGUUUGAAGCCAAUAAGAUCAACAAUUCAAACCUACUAAGGCUGAUUGUGACUUCCGAUCAAUCAUCCCAAACCUUCAACCUUUAGCUUUGGGCCUUCUGUCCUAUCUCAAGUAACGGUUUGUCCUCUAAUCCAUUGGCUGGCUGGGGGACGUAUUGAAUGGAGUAAUGACAAUGACACGAGUGGUAUUCAGUUGGAUCUGUAUUCUGCCGAUCGAUCGGGACUGGCGUAGAAGCCAACUUCCUUCUGAAAUGGCAAUUUGGAUGCAGAAACGCGACACCACCGUAAAUGGUAUUUUCAUUCAAUGGUCUCACUAACUAUGAGCACAUUGCGAGCUACAAGCUUUGGCAUCAGCUGCUCAAUGACUGCGGAGGCUGGAUGGUUUGCCGUGGUCAAUACAUGAUACAUUCCUCG
Messenger RNA from Somion occarium, 2139 nucleotides. Lineage: Eukaryota; Fungi; Basidiomycota; Agaricomycetes; Polyporales; Cerrenaceae. The record is from the annotation of a GenBank genome assembly.